AUGCGUGUCCCCUGGAUGGCCUAUCUGGCUGCUGGUGGACUUGUUGGAGAAGUGACUUCAGCCCUCUUGCCUCGGAACUUGCCGUCUGGCGAACGUAGCAUUGGGUAUGAGACGGUAGCAACGACUGAUGCCCGCCAUAUCACUCUGCAUAUGAAGCAUGCUACAAAGGAGGCAUUCGUUCCCUUUCAGAAUGUCACUGUCCCUACCCAAACUGCGACGAGUAGCCACUUCGAUAUCACCAGCACCAUCGAUGAACCCGUUUACUCGACGAGUUAUAUUUCCUACACCAAAACACUCUCUUUGGUUGAAAAUACUGCUCAUGGGGAAAAAAAGGCGACCGCCGCAGGUAACUCGGGCGCCACAGACUUGGUCUCUAUAACUAUUGUGGAGAAAGAGAAAUAUUGCUCUAACCUGGAGACCGUUACAAUUACUGUUACGGAAGUGGCUACGAAACCCAUCAUCACCACUAGUGGGCGACCAACCUUGUCAACUCCCGCCGUGAGCGAACCAAGCCCCACGGCCGGGUCCAUCAUACGUAUCCCCAAAUUCCUUAAAGCUCAGGCAACACAGGCUGCAGCAGGACCUCAUUUCAUCGGCCCUGGUCCAGGCGGGUGGAACGCUUCCACAUUUUUCACAGUAUCGACAAGCGAUGUCCACCAAACCGAGUCACCUGGAUAUGAGGUGAAGCAUGCGGCAACCGCAGUUCCUACUCAUCCUAUACGCCCACGGGUAUAUGAACGCCAUUUUGGAGAAACGAUUACGGCAACUAUCGCCGAAACAAGCCAAACAGUUCAAUCUCGCACAGGUGUGGUCGAUACUGCACCCACUUCUUGUGGAGAAACCGGUUACUUUACGAUAAACUUCGAUGACCUCCCAGCAUACUCGCCUGGCAAAAAUCAAAAAGCUGCGUACCCGCCCAUCUUCGGUCCUUACCACCACUUUUUCUUCUCCAGCGGUUGGUCAUAUGGCCCUCCUCCAACCGAGCCGUUUGCGCCAGUAUCAAAUCCUCAUAUCGGGAUAUAUGUUCCAACAGAAAAGAAGGGGGCCGAAGCACGGCCUAAGGGGGAAUUUGGUGCCGGACCCCGUGCUGCCAAUGAAUUGUUUUGGUUCGAUGCAUUUACAACCCACGCCGGUUGCGAUAACGGGAAUAGCACGAAAUCUUGCGAGUUAACUGUGAAGGGGCUAAAAUACUCGACAGAGUCCGACACGGAGAUCCCUUCUGGGACAUCUAAAUUUGUGAUUCCUCCUUGUGUUGGGCUCAACCGCUGUAACUUAACCCAGAUCAUAUUCGGGGAUGGGUUCAGCGGAUUGUCAGGCAUGGAGAUCGAAGCGCGGGUGGCUGGUAAAGCUGUCAUGUGGUAUAUUGAUGACGUGAAGCUGAGAUGGCAUGAUGAUACCUGCGCCGCCGGAAUCAAGCGCCAGCGUUCGCGUUUCUGA
Messenger RNA from Arthroderma uncinatum, 1437 nucleotides. RefSeq lists its product as uncharacterized. The transcript is spliced from 4 exons. The record is from RefSeq and is a predicted model, not a curated record. NCBI's taxonomy places the organism in Eukaryota, Fungi, Ascomycota, Eurotiomycetes, Onygenales, Arthrodermataceae. The coding region runs from base 1 to 1437 and encodes 478 amino acids.